Molecule: messenger RNA, 1134 nt
Organism: Magnusiomyces paraingens
Lineage: Eukaryota; Fungi; Ascomycota; Dipodascomycetes; Dipodascales; Dipodascaceae
Exons: 6
Coding region: 1-1134 (377 amino acids)
Molecular function (GO): nucleic acid binding
Source: RefSeq, a predicted model, not a curated record
AUGUUCCUAAGAUUCCUCGCAAUUAUUUGCUGCCGUCGAGCUACUGCUGGUGGUUGUCGGUUCAUUCAAGACCUUAACCAUUUUUCUGCUGUUGAAAAUGGCAAAACUCGAGUCCACGCCAUGCCAUGGGUGACUUGUACUUUUGUCGUUUCCGAGUUGUUUUGCCUUCCAAGCCAGUCCAUGAGGUCCUACUCAUUUGAGAUUGUGGAUAGUCAUAAGUGUGACGCUUGUUUGGGUGGCAAAGCCACAGCAUUGCCAUUUAAUGGUACCACAGAAAAAGCUAGUCGUCCUUUGAGUACUUCUUAUGUGGAGUUGUUGGUUAGGAAAAGUGAUGCAAGUCUUGCCAUUCGUAACUUUAUUGCUAGUUCCUCAUACUCUCAACAAAAUGGUGUUGCUGAGCGAUUGAAUCGCACAUUAUUUGAGAAAGCCAAGUCUAUGCUUUUAUAUGCUCAUGCUCCUGAAUACUUAUGGGGUGAAGCUGUUAAUUCUAUUGCUAGUUCUGAUUCAAGUUCUGGUUCUAGUUUUGGGUCUCAUAGAUCUUUACCAGCAUCCUCAUCUGGUUCUGGUUCUGGUUCUAUUUGUGCUUUACCGUCUCCGUCUCCGUCUUCUUCUCCGUCCUCAUUCCCGUCGCCUUCUUCUUCUUCUAUUAUUGUUCAUAAGUCCUUUCGUUCUGUUCGUCGCAUUUUGUCUACACCUUCUGCCUCUCUUGAGUCUCCUACUCUUCCUUCUAUUGCUUCAGUUCCAUCUCUUCCUAGUUCUCCUAUUCUUCCACCUUCAGAUCAUGAUGUCUCUAUUUUCCUGACUCAACUGGUGUUAGUGUUGUCCCCUAAGGAUGAUACUCAAGCUGUUUUGCCUAAAUCUCGAUCUCGUGUUGUUGCUGUUCGUUUACCUUCUAUAACUCCUGCCAAACGUCCGAGUUCUGAUGACAUUGUUUCACCUCCUUCUAAACAUUUUUGUGAAAAUUCUUUGAAACAAUCUCCAGUGUCUGCAACACCUGCAAAACGUCCAGCUGAAGAAGAGUGUAUUUCUUAUCGUCGUCUCAAAUCUCUUCGUUUUGAGUAUGAUGAUGUGGCUUUACUUGUUUUUACAGAUCCUAGUAGUUUUGAAGAAGCUAUGUCUAGUGAAGAAGCUUGA